AUGGCCAACCCAUCCGUCAAGGAUAGUCAAGAAGAAGAGAGAAAGCUCUUCUCAAAGGAAGAAAUGAAGAGCAUCAACUGCCAGGGGGAUACGAUCGUCUGCGAUGCGGGGGAAUGGAUGAUCCGGGCGGGUUUUGCAGGUGCCACCGAGCCUGUGGUAGCCUUCCCCGACAUCCUGGGGCGUCUGAGGGCUGUGUUUGGCCCCGCGGGUAGAAAUGACCUCUUCAUAGGCGACGAAGCAUAUCGUAUGAGUGGCAUACUCAGCCUGCGGCAACCGAUCGAGAACAACAGUGUGAAGAGUUUUGAUGACCUGGAGACCAUCUGGAGCUACCUGUUCAAUGGAAAGCUGGGCAUCCAUCCAAUGGAGCACUGCAUGCUUGUAACAGAACCCCCACUGUGCCCAAAAAGAACGCGGGAGAGAAUGACACAGGUGUUUAUUGAGACGUACAAUGUUCCUGCGGUGUUCAUGGCCAACAAAGCGGUCCUGCCGUUGUAUGCUCACGGGAUGACUACAGGGGUGGUGCUAGACUCUGGUGAGGGCCGUUCCUGGGCAGUACCAGUGUAUGAGGGCUAUGCCCUGCCCCAUGCCGUCCGGUCGUCAUGGGUGUCUGGCCAUGAGCUCACAGACCGGUUCAUGGCACUGCUGGCGAUGCGGGGACUGCCGUUUGGCGACAAGGGCGACAGGAAGGCUGUGCGGCGGAUCAAAGAGGAGAUCUGCUAUGUGUCGCGCGAGUUUGACUUUGACGUCCUGUCGAGGACAACAGAGGCAGAGGUGGUGCACGAGCUGCCCGAUGGCCAGAUCAUUGGUGUUGGUGCUGAGAGGUUCAUCGCCCCGGAGGCGCUCUUCAAUCCCAGCAUUGUGGGGAUGAAUGAUGCAGGUGUGCACGACCUUGUGGCAGAGGCCAUAUCAGCGAGCGACCACGAUGUUCAGCGGAUGCUCGCAGACAAUGUCGUCAUCGCAGGGGGAUCGACGAUGUUUCCCAAUUUUGUUGAGAGGCUGGAGGGGGAGUUGCAUGGUGCGCUUCCCAAGGGCAUGGCUCCCACAGUAGUGUCCAAGGGUCCCAGGGACUGGCUGACUUGGCUGGGGGGCUCUACGCUGGCACAUCUCUCCAGCUUUCCAGCCAUGUGUGUCUCCCGGGAAGAGUAUGCUGAGGCAGGACCUGCAGUAAUGAACCGCCGGUCGUUCUGA
This is a messenger RNA of Ostreobium quekettii, 1188 nucleotides long. The record is from the annotation of a GenBank genome assembly. NCBI's taxonomy places the organism in Eukaryota, Viridiplantae, Chlorophyta, Ulvophyceae, Bryopsidales, Ostreobiaceae.